AUGUGUCAGGACGAGGAAGCUGCGGGUCAGCAAGACAGUGACCAAGGGAGUCAUAUCGCACCUGACACUGACAUUGACUCGAACGAUUCGGCAUACGGUGAUGAUGCAAUCACAGAGACGACGUCGAUUUCGUCCUGGAUAAGAGAUUACCGCAUCGAGAACGGCCGGACGUAUCAUUCUUUCAAAGAUGGAAAAUACUGGGGCUCGAACGAUGAGGAAGCAAACGAGCACCUUGACAUCGGACACAACCUGUACAUGAAGACACUCAAUGGACGUUUGUUUCUAGCCCCCAUCCAUCCCACGCCAUCACAGAUCCUGGACCUAGGCACCGGUACGGGAGCCUGGGCGAUCGACAUGGCUGACAUGCACCCAUCCGCGCUGGUGAUCGGGACCGAUCUGUCGCCCAUCCAGCCGACGUGGGUGCCGCCGAAUGUGCGGUUCGAGAUCGACGACAUGGAAGCGGAAUGGACGUUUGCCGAGAAUCAGUUCGACUUCAUCCACAUCCGCGGCCUGCACGGCUCCAUUACGGACUGGCCGGUCCUGUACGCGCAAUGCAUGCGCUGCCUCAAGCCCGGCGGCUACAUCGAGCAGGCCGAGUAUUCUGCGCAGUUCACUAGCGACGACGACAGCCUGCCGCGCGACGGCGGCAUCGCGGCCUGGAACAAGGUCGGCCCGGAGUGCCACAGGGUACUCAAUCGCGAGCUGCAAGUCCUGGAGAGCAUGGGCCAGCAUAUGAUCGAUGCCGGGUUCGAAGAGGUCGUCCAACAUCCCUUCAAGUGGCCCGUCGGGCCCUGGCCGCGGGAUCCCACCCUCAAGGACCUCGGCCACUGGGCUCGCGCCCACGUCGAGACCGGCCUCGAGAACUGGACCUUGCGCCUGCUCACCUCUGUCCUCGGCUGGACGGCGGACGAGGUCAGCAUUCUUUGCGCCAACGUCCGCGCCGAGAUCCGCAGCUCGAGAGUCCAUGCCGUUCAUCGCAUGAAUAUCGCCUAUGGUCGUAAACCGGCCCCACUAGCUAGACAUGAUUCUCAUUAG
This is a messenger RNA of Capronia epimyces CBS 606.96, 1035 nucleotides long. RefSeq lists its product as uncharacterized. Gene Ontology annotation, molecular function: methyltransferase activity. The transcript is spliced from 4 exons. Bases 1 to 1035 code for a protein of 344 amino acids. Lineage: Eukaryota; Fungi; Ascomycota; Eurotiomycetes; Chaetothyriales; Herpotrichiellaceae. The record is from RefSeq and is a predicted model, not a curated record.